GAGGCCGUGCGCGAGCGAGCAGUCAGUGCGCCGGCGCGGCGGAGCUGUGGGGCCCCGGGGUGGGAGCGGGCUGCGGGACUCGUUGUUUGGCGCCGGAGGCCCGUGACUCAACCGUCCGCGUUCCACCGCUCCGCGGAAAGCCUUCGCCAGGGACCGGGCCGGCAGCGAAGCCCGCGAGUCUCUCCCCAUGGUGUCCAUGACUUUCAAGCGGAGCCGCGGCGACCGGUUCUACAGCACCCGGUGCUGCGGCUGUUGUCAUGUCCGCACCGGGACCAUCAUCCUGGGGACCUGGUACAUGGUGGUCAACCUAUUGAUGGCAAUAUUGCUGAUCGUGGAAGUGACUCAUCCAAACUUAAUGCCCGCUGUCAACAACAUUCAGUAUGAAGUCAUCGGUAAUUACUACUCAUCGGAGAGGAUGGCUGAUAAUGUCUGUGUUCUUUUUGCCGUCGCUGUGCUUACAUUUAUAAUCAGUUCAGUUCUGGUAUAUGGAGCAAUUUUUUAUCAAGCAGGCUGGCUGAUCCCAUUCUUCUGUUACCGGCUUUUUGACUUCGUCCUCAGUUGUCUCGUCGCUAUCAGUUCUCUCACUUACUUGCCAAGGAUCAAAGAAUAUCUGGAUCAGUUACCUGAUUUUCCCUACAAAGACGACCUCCUGGCCUUGGACUCCAGCUGCCUCCUGUUCAUUGUUCUCAUGUUCUGUGUGGUCUUCAUCGUCUUUAAGGCUUAUCUAAUUUACUGUGUUUGGAACUGCUAUAAAUAUAUCAACAGCAGAAACAUGCCAGAGAUUGCCGUGUACCCUGCCUUUGAAGCACCUCCACAGUAUGUGUUGCCAACCUAUGAAAUGGCUGUGAAGAUGCCUGAGAAGGACCCGCCGCCUCCUUACCUGCCUGCCUGAGGACGUUGUGCCUUUGUCAAUAAACCCCAUGCCAGCCUUCUGUCUUGUUUUAUUCUACAGAAUGCUGCCGUGCAGGGCUCUUCAGACUUGUUUGGUAUCAAAUACAUUGUCUUCUGUUUUGUUUAAGCAUUUAUUUUCAAACACUAAGGAGCUUUUUGGGACAUCUAUUCAAUGUCUUUUUGUAAAGUGUGUUACAUGUUAAUACUUUUUCAGGACAAUCUAGGUCACACAGGAGCAAGUGCCAUCAUAUGCCUUUAAUGGCGGGGCGGGUGGGGUGGGAGUCCUGCCCACGUAUUUUCCUUUUAAACUUUGCACUUUCUUUCUAUAAUGAUGUGCAUUUUGGUCAUUGGCUGCCCUGGUACCUUCAGGAAGAAUGAACUACAUAUUCAGGAUGAGUGUGUUGGAUUGAAGAUCUGAAGUUAGCUAUGCAAAUAGGAAAAACAGCAUUUUGGUUGACUGAAAGAUAAUGGUUGCAUGUUUCUAAUUUGUAUUUUUUCCAUCUUUGUGAUAAGAUGCUUUAAUAAAUCUCUUGAAUAUU
Messenger RNA from Ochotona curzoniae (black-lipped pika), 1430 nucleotides. RefSeq names its product lysosomal protein transmembrane 4 alpha (gene LAPTM4A). The record is from RefSeq and is a predicted model, not a curated record. Gene Ontology annotation, cellular component: lysosomal membrane. The transcript has 7 exons. Bases 188 to 892 code for a protein of 234 amino acids. NCBI's taxonomy places the organism in Eukaryota, Metazoa, Chordata, Mammalia, Lagomorpha, Ochotonidae.